Messenger RNA from Lasiosphaeria miniovina, 1572 nucleotides. RefSeq lists its product as uncharacterized. Bases 97 to 1353 code for a protein of 418 amino acids. Lineage: Eukaryota; Fungi; Ascomycota; Sordariomycetes; Sordariales; Lasiosphaeriaceae. The record is from RefSeq and is a predicted model, not a curated record. The transcript has 2 exons.
CCAGCCUUGCCGCUUGUUUGCUGCCUUGGGGGGGAUGGCCGCAACUAAGUGAGGGCGGAGGGACCUGCUGUCGUCGGCGGCGGAACGAAACCUUGAAUGGUAUCCGCCGCAAUCAUACCAAAAUACCACUACGUCAGAGCCACUAGGACGUAUAUAAACCUUAGCUUUUCCCCUCCUGCACCCCAUUUCCCGGAGACCAUGUAUCACUCCUCCAGAGCAGACGACCUGGACGAAAAAGCCGCUCCCGUUGGCAAACUGCUCUCGGCAACAACGCAUCACCCUUCAGUACCACCUCUGGCGCUGUCCGAGUACCUAGCCCAACAACGGAGCACCGAAUUCCCAGAACCCAACACCCAGAACCCCUAUGAUGGAUUGGCGCCGAUAAGCCCCCAAACUACUUUCACCACAGCCAAUGCGCAGCCGAUGCCUCUACCCACUCCCGACGUUACUGCUGCCGAUGCCGCGCCUCCAGCUCCCGGGGGGUAUGAUGCAAACAAGCCGGAACAACCCGAACGACCACAGAAACCACAGCGUUCAGGACCCUCGUCGACUGUUGCCAAUGACGGUGAAUGGCAGGCUACAAGAUCCCAGCUCCUGCCUAGUAGGAACCACGGUAAAAGGGCGGAGUGGAUCCGUGGCUGGAGCGACGAGGUCAGUUCGCUCGGCGAAGGAACAUACUGCGCGUGCUCAGAUACAACAAACACUAUCGGGGAAAACAACGAGGGUCCAGCCGGCAGUGAUGGCAAGAACGGCAAUACAAAAAGUAGUGGCGUUCGGGACAUGUUCUCUAAGGGCACUCUGCCAACAUCAGACAGGAACUCUCUCUCGGUCUCAGAUCCCGAGCUAGAUGUUUGUCGCAACUGCAACAGAUUGCCCCCGCCGGCUCUCGGCGGGACUUUAAGCGCACCAACAGGUGACAAGGUGGAUGAUUCCGCUGCGUUGCGGCCCGGCCGCGGUCUUGGCAGGAAGAUGGGAGAUCUGUUUCGACGUGUGAAACCCGGCUGGAAGAACAGCAGCCAAAAAAAACCUGCCGGGGACGGAAAUCCGCCGGAACGGGCGCCAGCGGCGCGCGUAGAACCGCUGAGGCAGGCAUCAAGUGGACAGCAGCAAAGCUCCACUGGCCUUGUCGUUUCACCGCUGGGCCAAAAUUCGAAUAGCUUAGAUUUCACACAUGUGCCUAGUCCAGGGCAAGGCGUGUCGCCCGCGCAAGAGGCCACUCCAUAUGGCAAUUCCGGAUUUGGCGCUUCCAGCAAUUCGGACAAUCCCCGUGGAGAUGCGGGCAUAUCGAAGAGCAUGUCACGUCUUCAGCGCGCGGCAUUACUCCUUCAGCGUUCGGGGCGCCCCAGUGAAUAGAGAUCACAAGCGAGACGUCUCUGCAGGUGGCUGCGGUCCCUGUACUGGUGGUGUGUCCGGUUUGUGCUGAGAAUUCUCCGCAUCCAACAUCCCAUCCCGAAGCAGCCUGUCUACCGUAUGACCGACGACGAGGCAGCACCUCUAGACAACCAAACUCCUUUUAUUCUAGGCCUAAAUCGACCCACAACCUCAAAUUCUUGGCUAAGGGAGAUAAUGAGG